AUGAAAGGAAGAUACAAGUUGAGCAAAAAGUCAAGAUUAUCGAGGGCUCAAAGAGAUUUUCUUAAUGCUUACUUCGAAAUGAAUCCAAAUCCAAAUGCUCAGGAGAGGGAAUCCAUUGCAUCCCAAUCGCUGAUAUCCAAAGAAAAGGUUAGAAACUGGUUUCAAAACAGAAGAUCCAAAGAAAGAGGAGACGAUAAGGUAUCUUCUUGUCUGAGCAUUUCCGAUGCAAAUUUUACCGAAACCGGAGUUCAUCCGAUGUCAAAUGACCUUUAUAUUCGGAGGUAG
Encephalitozoon intestinalis ATCC 50506 is the source of this 285-nucleotide messenger RNA. RefSeq names its product homeobox protein HD-9. NCBI's taxonomy places the organism in Eukaryota, Fungi, Microsporidia, Unikaryonidae. Gene Ontology annotation, molecular function: DNA-binding transcription factor activity, RNA polymerase II-specific; RNA polymerase II cis-regulatory region sequence-specific DNA binding. Gene Ontology annotation, biological process: cell differentiation; regulation of transcription by RNA polymerase II. The transcript has a single exon. The record is from RefSeq and is a predicted model, not a curated record. Bases 1 to 285 code for a protein of 94 amino acids.